UAUAUUUGUAAAUUAAUAAUUAAAGUUAAGCGUGAGUGCAAACUUGCAAAAUAAAUAAGAAAAUGACUCUAAAGUUGUAUUUUGAUCUUAUGUCACAGCCAUCUCGAGCAUUAUAUAUUCUAUUAAAAAACAUUAAAUGUGAUUUUACUCCAGUGCCUGUAGAUUUACGAAAAGCCGAACAUUAUUCUGAAGAAUAUACAAAAGUUAACCGAUUUCAACGGGUGCCUGUUAUAGACCAUAAUGGGUUUGUGCUAACUGAAAGUGUUGCCAUCCUCAAAUAUUUAUCGCGCGAAGGCAUUAUCCCCGAUAGCCUGUACCCAAAGGAUUCCAAGCAAGCUGCCAGAGUUGAGGAGUUUCUAGAAUGGCAACACGCAGGGUUGAGACUGCACUGUGCCAUGUUCUUUAGAGUAAAGGCGCUGGACCCAAUAAUAACCGGCAAAGCCCCAGACCCAAAGACACUGCAGGGCUAUGAGCGCCGCAUGGAGAACGCCCUGAGCAUGUUCAAUGACCUGUGGCUCGGGCAAGGCAAACCGUUCGUGGCUGGAGACCGCAUUAGUGUGGCAGACUUGCUUGCUGCGUGUGAAGUAGAGCAGCCCAGAAUGGCUGGCUACGACCCUAAUGCCAAGUACCCGAACAUCGCCGAAUGGAUGCGGCGAGUUCGCGAACAUUUCAACCCGCACUACGACGAGGGACAUGUCAUCCUCAACAAGAUUGUGCGGAAUAAGAGUAAAAUGGCUCCUAAGCUUUAAGGCGAUAGUGGAC
This is a messenger RNA of Cydia strobilella, 762 nucleotides long. It is a transcript of the gene GSTt1, whose product is annotated as glutathione S-transferase theta-1-like. Gene Ontology annotation, molecular function: glutathione transferase activity. Bases 63 to 749 code for a protein of 228 amino acids. NCBI's taxonomy places the organism in Eukaryota, Metazoa, Arthropoda, Insecta, Lepidoptera, Tortricidae. Gene Ontology annotation, cellular component: cytoplasm. The transcript is spliced from 6 exons. Gene Ontology annotation, biological process: glutathione metabolic process. The record is from RefSeq and is a predicted model, not a curated record.